Budorcas taxicolor (takin) is the source of this 501-nucleotide messenger RNA. It is a transcript of the gene CLDND2, whose product is annotated as claudin domain containing 2. The transcript is spliced from 4 exons. NCBI's taxonomy places the organism in Eukaryota, Metazoa, Chordata, Mammalia, Artiodactyla, Bovidae. Gene Ontology annotation, cellular component: plasma membrane. Bases 1 to 501 code for a protein of 166 amino acids. The record is from RefSeq and is a predicted model, not a curated record.
AUGGGGGUGAAGCGGAGCCUUCAGAGCGGGGGCACCAUGCUGGGCUUCUUGGCCAACUCCUUCAUCAUUCUGUCCACUGCCUCCAACUACUGGAUCCGCUACUCCGGGGGCCACAGUGGCCUUUGGCAGGAGUGUAACAAGGGCGUCUGCUCCAACAUCCCCUGCGAUAACACGCUGGCGGUGACCGGGGCGUGCAUCGUGCUGGCGGCGGGCUGCGGCAUCAUGGGCUUGGUGAUGGGGCUGCGGCUUCUGUGCAGUGAGGGCUACUCCCGGGGUCAGACCACGUGUGCCGUCUUCCUUAUCUCGGGCCUGCUUCUGCUGAUCGCCCUGACAGUCUACACAGUGAAGAAUGCAUGGAAAGACGACGUCUUCUAUUCCUGGUCCUAUUUUUUUGGGUGGCUGGCUUUACCCUUCUCUAUUAUCGCGGGCUUCUGCUUUCUGCUGGCGGACAUGAUCAUGCAGAGCACGGAUGCCAUCAGUGGUUUCCCCGUGUGCUUAUGA